AUGCCCUUUGAAACUAGCGGAGGAGGUCGGGUCUACGUUGAUCAUAAUUAUGAAGAAGAAACUCAUGAAUUUCCCAGAUCAAUCAAUCCCCAGAAAAAAGUUACUUCUGAUGAUGAUCUCUUGAAUGAAUUUAUGCUUUCUUGGGAGCCCUUCACAAAUAGACGAGAUCCAAAUUAUUUUGAUGAAGAAGUUGAAUUUCCAAGAUCAAAUAUCGAUCCCCCCAACACUCCUGAAGAAGUUGACGACAUUGUUGCUCAUGACAAUAACUUCAUGGCUUCUCCUAGGGUUUCUCAUGAGGUUGGGAAGCCUUCCGAUUCGAAGAAUAUUGAGUACGUCCGAGCUGUUAAUAAUAAUUUUGGUUGUCAUAUCUGCUUUGAACCCAAGGCUGCACACCAGUGGUUUGACAUCAAAAAUUGCAGCCAUGGUUAUUGUACGGAGUGCAUGAUCAAUUACGUGGUCUCCAAUCUCAAAAGAACGUCACAACCAUUCGGUGCCCUGAUCCUGAUUGCACAUCAGGAUCGAUAG
Messenger RNA from Prunus armeniaca (apricot), 525 nucleotides. Lineage: Eukaryota; Viridiplantae; Streptophyta; Magnoliopsida; Rosales; Rosaceae. The record is from the annotation of a GenBank genome assembly.